AUGAAGAGAAAUUUAUUAUUUUUUAUUUAUUAUCAUGCUGCAAUUUUUAUGCUAUUUUGGAAAUUUGGAAAUGCAAAAGACGGAAAUGAAAAAAAAAGAAAUGUAAAAGAUCUUAUAAGAAGAUAUGAAACUGUUAAUGAUCCAAGUGAUUUAAAUAAUUCCUCUUCUACUUCAACCGAAUCAGCCAAUGCAAAUAAUGAAAAUAUAGAUACUGUACCAUAUGGAAGACAAAAUGUUACAUUUGAUGAUCAACAACCAAGCACAUCAUAUGCAAAUAGAGAUACUGUACCAUAUGGAAGACAAAAUGUUACAUUUGAUGAUCAACAACCAAGCACAUCAUACGCAAAUAGAAGCGAUGAAAACCAAUAUGUUCGUAUGGAUAUGAAAAGAAAUCCAAACAUUUAUGGUAGGAAUAUGAUAACUGAUGAAGAUUAUGACGACGACGAUAGUGACAGCGAUGAAUUUAAUUAUAGUCAAUCUUCUAAUAAUUAUAAAGGAAACAAUAAUUACAUGUAUGAUUCUAAUGUUCAAAUUCCAAAGAAUGGCAAUAAAUCCAAUUUAUAUGGUAAUAAUUCUCGAGAUCCAAAUGAAAAUAAUCCAAGUGGAAAUUAUAGUGAUCAAAAUUCCUCCCAAAAUAACACUCCUUAUUUAGGUAGAUCUUUUGAUGACUUUAGGAGCAAAUUAGGACUUCGUCCAGAAGAUUUUUCAAGGGACUCAGAAAUGUAUUCCAAUACAAACACCAAACGCAAUACUGGCUUAUAUGAUGAAUUCAAUACCUCUAUAGCUGAUGAUAUUCAAUAUACGAAAUAUGGAAAUUCAGAAAAUUCUAAUAAUUCAACUAGGGACCGACGUGAUAGUGGAAUGAGGAAAUCACCAAACAAUGAAAAUAAUUCUAGAAAUAAUACAAAUACAAAUUGGUAUAUUAACCUUAAUGAAUAUGAUGAUAAUUAUGCCAAUCCAGAUGAAUACAAUAGUCAGAAUCAAAGUAGCAGUUCAUCACAACGAAUGGAAGAUGAUCUAAAUAGUGGCAGUGAUAGCAUUGAUCGACGAUCUGUCCGUUCUAACCCUUUAGAUUACAUAAACCAAAAUAAUGAUUAUCGAUCGAGCUAUGGAGGAAGAACAAACCCAAGAAAUAUACAACAUAUAGAAGAUGAUAAUUAUAGUAUGUUAAAUAGCCAAAGAGAUUAUGAAGAUAGUGAUAGCAGCAGUAGCAGAAAUAGUGGUAAUAGAAGUAAUAGUCGAAAUAGACCCCCCAUAAGAAAUAUUGAUCGUGGAAAUAAAGGCGAUGCACAAAAUAGAAAUAACAGAAUAUCUCAUUCUAAUAGUGCUCCUACUUUGAAUAAAAAUGCUGGUGAAGCAAGACGAUCAACACCACGUAAUAGCCCAACCAAUAAAAUAAUAGAAUCUUAUAUAGGCACAUAUAUAACACACCAAAGAAACAUAUUUUAUAAUAAAAUUACAAGAGUAGAGAAAAGUCCCGUCAAAAAAUUUUUUAAAAUGAACAAUAGCAAUGAUAAAAUAAUAUCAGUAACAGAAGAGUUAUUAAAUAGUUCUAAACAAUGUAUAGCCCAAAACAUUAAUAAAUUAACGAGAGAUGUAUUGUUAAAAAAUUUAGCCUUAAAUAAUCCAAAUUUGAUAAAAAAUUAUGAACAAACUGUUUCAUAUAUUGUAGUUAAUUCAAAAUAUAAGAAUACGGAAUCGCAUUUAAAUAUAAAGCCGGUACCAUUUAAAUAUUCUGAGGUACAUGUAGAAAAUUCCUCAACCAUAUUACCUAACAUGUACAUUUUAAAUACAUAUGAAUUUAUGUUAUCAAAUCAAAGAAUGUGUAGUAAAUUUAGAACAAUAAUAAAAAAUCAAAAAAGAGACAACAAUUUAAAACCAGCAGAUGUAGUUUUAAUGCUAUCAUUUGAUUAUAUUAAAAAUGUGAGCCCGACAUUAGUUUCUAAUCUUACGCAAUUUAUCAAAACUAAACAAAGUAUAUAUAUGAGAAAAUAUUAUUUUAACACUAUAAUGGCAUUAAUCCCAUUUAUUAAACCGGCUCUAAAAAUAUAUUAUGGUGAAACGAUUUAUAAAGAUUUAACAACAUAUAAAAUACAAUCAGAAAUAAAAAGUAUAUUUGAUGAAUUAUUACUUAUAUCAGUCAAAUGGGCACAAGCUUUUAAAGACAAAUAUUCUGCAGCUGAUAACAAAGUUAUUUUAGAUGUGCAUCGAACAAUUUCUGAAUUUUCAACAUCUAAAACUAGAACAUUAAGCAAGACUUUUGUAUCUUUAGAAAAUAUAUUAUAUAAAGAAUUAAUCACUAAUGACAUGGUCAAUAAUAAGGAUGACAAUCAAAAAAUUUUAAUAAGUUAUAUUGUGAAAUGCUUUAGGAACAUAUAUUUUUCCACUUUCUAUAUAAUGAGUAAUAAAAGAAACUAA
This is a messenger RNA of Plasmodium vinckei vinckei, 2418 nucleotides long. Its product is annotated as conserved Plasmodium protein, unknown function. The record is from RefSeq and is a predicted model, not a curated record. The transcript has a single exon. NCBI's taxonomy places the organism in Eukaryota, Apicomplexa, Aconoidasida, Haemosporida, Plasmodiidae. The coding region runs from base 1 to 2418 and encodes 805 amino acids.